AUGCCUUCGCCUUCCACUGACGAGGAAACAAGAAUACAAGCCCCCCUGACGGUAGAAAUUAACAAGCAAGACAACGAACACCUGCAGAUUAUCCUGUGGGACAUCAUCAGAAACUGCCCAAAAGGCCGUGAAAUCGCUUCGAAAUGGCUGUUCUUGGACAAGAAAGAUGUGAAAUCCAAGCCGGCUGUCCCAGCCUCUGCAACUGCCUCUACUCCCGCUCUGCCCGGUGAGGAAGAGUCCACCUCGACCAGUUCCUCAAAGAAACCCGUUCUCCAAAAUUGCAUCUACUGCCUAGAGGAGUUUGAUCCAGCUCAAAACUCACACACAAGUUGUCAAUAUCAUGUCGAACCUGCUAUUCCCGACAAGGAGUAUUUCUUCGACGAGAUUUCCGAUGGAAUUAAUGUCGACACUGAUCAAUUUCGUGCAACUCGCUCGGAAGGAUUUUUCUAUCCUUGCUGUGGAAUGGAGUUAGUCGAGGGUUGGUGCUGUCAGGUUGAUUGGCACAAGGCUGCGGACCCGAAUGAUCGUCCGCUGAUGGUCGUGAUGAUUCGUGAUCCCAAGUAA
Molecule: messenger RNA, 564 nt
Organism: Penicillium vulpinum
Lineage: Eukaryota; Fungi; Ascomycota; Eurotiomycetes; Eurotiales; Aspergillaceae
Exons: 3
Coding region: 1-564 (187 amino acids)
Source: RefSeq, a predicted model, not a curated record